ACGUGUUUUCGUUUCCUCCUCUUGUACACAGUGUCCGCCUCUGAAACCUCCACCUCGGUUCCCGAAAUUCGACUAACAAGUCACUACCUGCUUUUUCCUGUAGCCCUCAGUUACGCGAUUCCCCUGGACAAACACUCCCAAGAAUGUCGUGCGACAGAGAGACAGAGAGAGUUCUUGGAUCUUUGUGGGAGCAACAUGACAUCUAAAAACAGGCUCGGUGGCAUUCCCUGUUUGCAAUCACCGCAGAAAUGAGAACAGACGUACCUGCAACGCCCUGACAGGUGGCCACCUUGCUGAGAGGGUGUGGGAGUGUGAUGACGAUUAUACAACACUCAUUAUAACCACGAGAGACUUGUGACUUGACGUGUGAGAAUCUCUGAUUGUGUUGCUGCCUGUUUGAAAGCAGCUCAGUAAUCCUGGAUCAGAGAGGACAAAGGGCCCCCGAGUGCUGGUGAUGUAAGCACUGUGUCCAGUGCUUACCCCGCUGCUCUCCCCUCUCCCACAUGCUGCCUAGUGGGGGGUGAGGUGAGACAGGGAGGAACAUCCCUGUCGUCGGCUGACCCUGAAGACUACAGACUGACACGCGAGCGGUGAUGCUGGCAGGCUAACGGCAGCCUGCCUGCUCUGUCUCAGGGGCCUGCUGCUUAUGACCCGGGACACAGUGGGAAGGAGAAAGUGUUGACCAGAUCACUGUAGAGGAAUGUGGCUAAGCUGUGGGGAGUGGCGGAUCAGCUCAGUGUGACCAGGAGAACAGACUCAGGGACUUUUGCUGCCUUGUUGCUACACCUAUUCGUGGAAGGCCACGUUGCGAUAGGGUCUCCAUGGACUUGCUGCAGGACUCCAGUCACACCAUGUGGGGUCUGAAUGCCCGCUUGAAGGGCUUCCUGGAGCAGGUGAACAGGCUGCAGGAGGCCAACCAGCAGCUGGAGGCUCAGAUAGCCGACUGGGGCGUCAGGAGCGCCUCACGCUCCCGGGACUGGUCCCAGCAGGAACAGACCGUUAAGGAGCUGCGUGUCCAGGUUGGUAACCUUCUGAUGGAGAAUGCCCAGCUGGCAUUACAGUCUGACAGCAUGAAAUCCAGAGCUGCUGCCGUCCAGGCCAGGUGUGAGACGGAGGAGAGGAACACCAGGCGUCUGGAGCAACAGGUGGCUCUGCUCCGGGAGUCAAAGAGGAAUGCAGACCAGAGCAGCGUGACGCUGCAGGCAGACAUUCGCCACUCCAUGACAGAUCUGCAGUCGAUGCACCAGGAGUUUCAGGCAGCCCGGGCUUUGCAGCUGCAGCGUGCCGGCUCCUGUGAUGCUGUGUUAGCGACGGCCGCAGCAUCAGCAGCAGCAUCAGCAGCAGCAGGAGGGGAGGAGGAGGAGGAUGGCACAGGGAUGGAGCUCACCCAGCUCCUCGACCGAAUCAGAGCGCAGUGCGACCAGGGCAGACUCCCCGGCCUGGGAGAGAGACACUUCGGCCUGGGUGCCGUGGCACAUCCACUCCCCGGCUCGGCCGGACCCAGCCGCUCUGGACCAGCAGCAGCAGCAGCAGCAGCAUCCAGAUCACACGGAGGAGUUCUCAGUGAGGAAGAGGCAGCGUGGACGCAGGUGAGCCUGGGCGGCGCCGCCCUGAGGGAGGCUCGAGCCGAGCUGGCCGAGGCCCGGAGGCAGUGGCACUCCCUGCAGGUGGAGAUUGAGACUCUACAUGCCUUGGAGAAAGGCCUGGAGAGCUCCCUGCAGAACACCCAGCGGCUGUACUCCAGCCAGCUGCAGGACCUUUCCCAGGUGAUCAGCGGGCUGGAGGGCGAGCUGGAGCAGGUGAGGAGCGGGCUGGCAACCCAGCGCCAGCGCCACAGCCAGCUCCUCAACACCAAGAUGAGGCUGGAGCGGGAGAUCGGGACUUACCGACGUCUGCUGGAGCGCGAGGAGGGCAGGUACAUGGGCCGUACUAGGCAGCAAAUGAGUCUGCGGUCCUGGAGUUCUUUCAUGGAGGAGCCGAAGGAGAACGGGCUAGAGAACAGCUUCAGUGACCCUGCUGUUACUCCGGACGAACCCAAGUCUGAGCCCCUGCCUGAAAUACCUUCUCUCCUCCCAGCAGGCAGUGGGCUAAAGAAAAGCAUACUGCAUAGACAGCAGAGCCUUGUGAUACUCACAGAGCCGGAGCAAGAGAAAUACUUGCCAAUCUCCACUGUGAAGACUCAGGAGAUUCUUCAGGGCAAUGUGGUGCGGGAGAGUGCAGAGGGUCAUGGCACCAUCGAGACGGAGAACUUUGACAAGGUGGUGAAGCAGUGGGAGGGCUCCUUCUUCAGAGGGAAUCCCAAGCUGCGGAAGAAGUCGGUGUCGCUGCGCUUCGACCUGCACAUGGCUGCAGCAGACGAGGGCUGUGGCCAGACCAAACAGGACAGCCUCCCCGACGUGGAGGUGUGUCUGAUCAUGAAGAGAUCGCGCAGCAUCCCGACUAUCACACAGUAACUCUCACUGCUUUUACGCUGCUCCAGGGGUUAGCACUGGUGAUUGUUGACGUUACAGAAACAUCAGCUGUGCCACUGACAUCCGGGGUAUUACCAUCCGUUGCCAAUUAAUGCGCUUUAAUGUGCGUUUUCAAAUCACAGCAUUCAUUGAACUUUUGCAUUUUUUGCACCUUUGCAACUGACGACUGAAACUUGAGAUUUCUCUCAUCAAAUCUCGACUUCUGGCAGGAUAAGCAUUUCCCAUCAGGCUAUUGUGCUGAUCUAAGCGGGCCAUUUUUUUUUUAUAGUGUCAGAAAACCACAUCAAUAUAUAUCAGAGCUACACUCAUUACCUUACAGAGGAUUACAAUGUAAUGUGUAAACAUAUUUCUUUUUCAUCAUUCUAUUUGAGGAAAAAGUGUCUCCCAAUGCUUUCACUGUUUCAGUAUGAGGUCACUGGACCAUAGAGAUUAUAUCGACCAUGCACACAUUACUACAGCCUUGAAUUGUAAUUAACACUUGGUACAGGAGGCUGAGUGCACAGCAAGAUGGAGACAAAUGAAGGAGUGGAGUCACAGAGGACUAUGAGCUGCUGCGAACUAUCUAAAGGUGGAUUUCUUUUUUUCUUUAAGAGACUGUACGGAAAUUAUUAGGGGGAGAGGGGUGCAGGAAAGUGGGAGGAUUAUGUUGUUUUUUAUUAAUUGAAUGUUAUCUCUUCAGUUAGCAAACCCUAGUUUGUCACUAUUCAGUAAGCAGGGCACAUUAUUUUGUUAUGCUUGCCAUAUGUUUGAAGCACACAAUCCUCAUUUUUUUUCGUGCACUUUUAGUUAUCAAUGGCAAAAUGAAUUGUAACAAUUCAACACAGCUAAAUCACUUUAAGAUUUUGUGGGGAGGGUGUUGCAAUUUUUUCUCAUAGUCAAGGGGAGGGUCCAAUGGAAAUACUAAUAAUGCUGCGUUUUAAAAAAAGUUAAACCUAAUGUUCACUCUCCCCCACCCUAAUAGUUUCCCUGAAGUCUCUAAAUGCUUGCACUGCAGACACAUCCAGCACUUAGAAGAACAUUAGCACUGAGAGAUAUCCAGAUCGGCUGUACUUUGAGGGUCUUCUGUCAUUACAGUUCAUUAUUCUCUCUUUGUGGAGAAAAAAAAAAUAUCUUGAAACACAAACUGAUAAUGUAGCUACAUUUUACGAUGCAUUAUCGCAAAAAAAAAAAAAAACUGCAGACUGUGAUCUUAACAGCAGUGAAGC
Messenger RNA from Perca fluviatilis (European perch), 3676 nucleotides. It is a transcript of the gene krt222, whose product is annotated as keratin 222. The transcript has 13 exons. The record is from RefSeq and is a predicted model, not a curated record. Lineage: Eukaryota; Metazoa; Chordata; Actinopteri; Perciformes; Percidae. Bases 822 to 2453 code for a protein of 543 amino acids.